AUGUUGAUGAGUGGUGGGUCAUUAUCUACCAUUGAAAAGACGCCUCAGCCGUCAAGAGAAACAAUUGAUAAUUCCAAUCAUUUGAUUGUAGAAGAGAUGAAAUACAACAAGGAGGAGGAAAAACAAAAUCAUGAUAAAUGGGUUAAGAUGUUAACUUCGGAGCAGAAAGGAAUUUAUGAUGAGAUUUUGGAUGAUGUAUUGAAUGACAAAAGAGGAGUGUUUUUCGUUUACGGAUCUGGUGGCAGACGUAAAACAUUCAUCUGGAAGACUUUAUCUGCGGGUGUUAGGUAUAAGGGAAUGAUUGUCAUUGAUACAGCUUCAAGUGGAAUUGCGUCUCUUUUACUUCCUAGUGGCAAGACAGCACAUUCCAGGUUUCGAAUAAAAAUCACUCUUGAUGAUAGUACAUCAUGUAACAUGAAUCCUAAUGAUGAUGUUGCAAAUCUAAUGGAUGUGGCUUCCCUAAUUAUAUGGGAUGAAGCUCCAAUGAUGAGCAAGUAUUGUUUUAAGAAUUUGGAUAGAAGCCUGAAUAACUGUAUUGGAAAAGGAUGCAAGAAGCCUUUUGGUGGUAAGGUGGUUGUUUUUGGGGGAGAUUUCAGACAAAUCCUACAUGUGAUUAAUGGUGCAGGACGAGCAGAGAUUGUUUUGUCAUCCUUAAUGCAUCUUAUUUAUGGGAGCAUUGCAAGGUAUUGA
Camelina sativa (false flax) is the source of this 690-nucleotide messenger RNA. The record is from RefSeq and is a predicted model, not a curated record. Lineage: Eukaryota; Viridiplantae; Streptophyta; Magnoliopsida; Brassicales; Brassicaceae.